ACCUGGCUGUUCGUGAAACAUCAACACGGAAGAGGAAAAGGAGCCGCCAAACGGAGCGCAACCGAGCCGCAAUAAGCGGACACCAACCAAACGAAUUUCCCCUCCAAAAACGAGCUCUAGAGCCACGCGCACGAAUUCGCCCUCGCGCGCUGUCUCGCAGCGCGCCUCGUCCCUCCCUCCUGGCCGUUCGGGGUCCGUUCGGCGGCGGGACGGACCGGAUCCCGCUCCAUGGCGGAGGGCUUCGGGCGGUGGGAGUCGGAUCUGCUGUUCCCCGCCGCCGAGUGCGUGCAGGACUCCGCCGAUAGAAUGGAGGGUGUCUACCGCUUACUUUUGCAUGAAAGGAAAGUUAUGCAGGAUGGUACUUCUGAUGCAAAGUUUCAUGCUCCAAUACAAUCUGAGAGAGAUGUGAUUACUGCUCUUGGAACUACCAAAUGGCAGCUGGAGCAAUUUGAGAGGGAAGUGAAUGCUGCUGCAUUCUCUGACAAGUCAAAGUCAAGAGAAAAUGCAAUCUUAAAAUUCAGGCAAUUCAUUAGAGCAAUUGCAGACCAGAUUUCUCAGGUGGAAGAAAAUUUGGAGAGUCUUAGGCUAGGUUCUAGCAGAACUCCAAAACAUUUAUACUCAAGUGAACAUGAUGGUGAUGGGCUGGCAUCCUUCCUUUCUGGUUCCAGCAAGGAUGACCAUGCAUAUCAUUCCACUGGUACAGAUGAAAUUGUGGAGCUUAAGCUUGACAAUGUUCCUUUAGUAAAUGGUUAUCAUUCCACCCAAGAACAUACAACAUAUGAACACAGGAAUUCAGAUAAAGAUGUGGAAGGAGCGGGGAAACGUAAAUGUUCAUGUGGAGAAGGUGCAUGUGAAGGGGAUCAUAACAAUAGCAAUAUGUUUGUUUUGGAUGUUGAUGAUUCUACAAGUAGGAGAUUUUUUUGCAAAAACAAACUGAGCAGACAAUACCAUAAUUUUAUAAGAAACCUAUGGUUUACAAAACGACGUCGUGAUCGUGAAAGCUUUACCAAGAGGAGGAAGGAUGGAGAAGAUAUGGAUAGCUUGAGAAAUGGAAACAUGCUACCUUCUUUCAAUCUACCUCAAUCUGGAAGGGUUAUGUAUUUCUGGCCUGAAGUCAUUAAGAGGAGAUUAUGUAGAUCUGGUUAUUUUACAGAUCAUAAUCAUUCUCAAAUCCGUUUAGUGACAGCAGUACUGAUUGCACUUGCUGUUCUCUGCCUGCUGGUAUCACAUGUGAAAUGACCGAAUCCCGUUAAUAGUUUUGGUUCACGUUGUGUUAUAUAUUACCACAGUCCACGCUGUACUCAUAGUGAUCACGCUUGUGCUGUGUCAUGGAUUCUGGAGGACCAUCAUUGUUUCAAAGCAUUUCAAUGUUGUGCUCCAAUGUGCCAUGCCCUACAGAUGGUAGUUCUGGUUGCUUGCUUGUCAGUGGCAUGAUCUGUCAUAAAAAAUAUUAUUCACUAAUCCCUGUAUUUAUUCAGCACCAACACAUGAUGUAAAAGUUUUUGCUCAUGCAUCAUAUAUAACUCAGAAUUGGCAGGUCAACGAGAGUGGAAUUUCUGGGGUGCGGUUACCUAGUGUUAAUAUAUUGUUAUGAAAGUGAAGGUCGAAUUGAAUAGAAAUGAUCCAUUGUAUUGAACCUAUAGUUUGUAACUGCCCUUACCUGGGAUAUUGUAUCAAAUACGGUUUCCUGCAUGG
This is a messenger RNA of Zea mays, 1695 nucleotides long. RefSeq lists its product as uncharacterized. The transcript is spliced from 5 exons. Bases 229 to 1239 code for a protein of 336 amino acids. Gene Ontology annotation, cellular component: membrane. Lineage: Eukaryota; Viridiplantae; Streptophyta; Magnoliopsida; Poales; Poaceae. The record is from RefSeq and is marked provisional. Gene Ontology annotation, biological process: Golgi vesicle transport.